CAAAGGAGAAAAAAAAAAAAAAAGCAAAAGCUAAAGCAAGAAAAAUCAAAAAAUAAAAAAAUUUAAACACUAAAAAUUGAAAACAACAACAAGGGGUUGCUUCUUUCUUCCUUCACAUCAUUCUUAGCAAAGAAAAAAAAAAUUUGGAGCAAAAAAUGCAGAAUCAACAACCACAACAGCAGCAGCAGUUACAGACAUUGCUGGCAUCAGGUCAAAUAUCAGGGAGUUUAAGUUUUAAUAAUAAUAAUAAUAAUAGUUUGUUAAGUAAAGAAGAUGAAGAGAUGUCAAAAUCAGCAUUAUCAACAUUUAAAGCUAAAGAAGAAGAGAUUGAGAAGAAGAAAUUAGAAGUUAAAGAGAAAGUACAAGCUCAAUUAGGGAGGAUUGAAGAAGAAACUAGACGUUUGGCUAUUAUUCGUGAGGAACUAGAAGCAUUAGCUGAUCCGAUGAAGAAAGAAGUUUCAAUGGUCCGAAAGAGGAUUGAUACUGUCAACAAGGAGUUAAAACCCCUGGGACAGACUUGCCAGAAGAAGGAGAGGGAAUACAAAGAAGCUCAGGAGGCCUUCAACGAUAAACACAAGGAAAAAGUACAACUUAUAUCAAGACUGAUGGAGCUGGUAGGCGAAAGCGAGAAGAUGAGGAUGAAGAAGCUGGAGGAGCUGAGCAAAAGUAUAGAAACAAUUCAUUGAAGAUGGAAGCAACUCUUUAGUUAACCUUGUGUGAUACAAGAUUUAAGAUGAUCCAAAAAAAUUUCUAUUUAUUAUAUGGUUGUUUUCGCGCUUUGGUGGGUGUAUUCUUUCUUUCUUUUCAUCGCGCUUUUGUUGUUCUUUCUUCGUUUUUAGUCUUUCGAAAGGAGGAUGAUCUAAUUUUAGGUGUAUAACAUGUCUUCAAGCUGUGGAUUCUUUGUGUAUCAUUCUCUUCUUUCAUGUAUUUUUCGAUGUAUCGGUGUAGUUUGAUGAAGUUGUAUCAUGUGAAGAAAAGUUUUAACUUUGUUACUA
Capsicum annuum is the source of this 995-nucleotide messenger RNA. RefSeq names its product probable DNA double-strand break repair Rad50 ATPase. The record is from RefSeq and is a predicted model, not a curated record. The transcript is spliced from 4 exons. NCBI's taxonomy places the organism in Eukaryota, Viridiplantae, Streptophyta, Magnoliopsida, Solanales, Solanaceae. Bases 156 to 686 code for a protein of 176 amino acids.